AUGCAAUCGCCGUGCUUCUUCCAUCAGCGCUUUGACGACGCGGUUAAUAUCCAGAAGGUCCUUGAGGAAAUCACAGAUGAUGAGUGGCUGUCGCAUUCGCGCCUCGUCCAGACUGCGACCGGCGUCCGGGAGGUGUCCAAACAGCUGCAGCGCCGACCCAUCAAACGGGCCGUGCGGAACGUCAUGAUUGUGACGAAAGCGCGUGAUAAUAGCUUGGUACAUUUGACGCGCGAACUCGCCGAAUGGCUUCUUUCUACGCCGCGGUAUGGAAAUGAUCUAGGCGUCAACGUUUAUGUCGACGCCAAAUUACGGAAUUCGAAGCGCUUUGACGCGCAAGGGCUUUUAGAAAAGGAGCCCCGAUUCCAAGACAUGCUUCGCUACUGGACUCCCGACCUGUGUUGGUCAUCGCCAGAGAAGUUCGAUCUCGUCCUUACGCUAGGUGGGGAUGGAACGGUGCUCUUCACAUCCUGGCUCUUCCAGCGCGUGGUGCCGCCCAUCCUGUGCUUCUCCCUCGGAAGCUUAGGGUUCCUGACGAAUUUCGAGUUCGAAAAUUACAAGUCACAUCUAAACGCCGUGAUGGGAGACGUGGGGAUGCGGGUGAAUUUACGCAUGCGCUUUACAUGCACUGUGUUCCGGAAAGACCGGAGUAAAGGGGCGGACGCGGAUGCCGUGGAGGAGGGUGAGCAGUUUGAGGUGUUGAAUGAACUCGUCAUUGACCGAGGUCCAUCGCCCUACGUGUCCAACCUGGAGUUGUAUGCGGACAACGAGCUCCUUACUGUGGUUCAAGCGGAUGGCUGCAUAUUUUCCACGCCGACCGGCUCGACCGCGUACUCCCUCUCCGCAGGUGGCUCAUUGAUCCACCCUUCCAUCCCGGGGAUCCUUCUGACCCCGAUCUGCCCUCACACGUUAUCCUUCCGCCCCAUGGUACUAUCCGACUCGUUGUCGCUUCGGAUUGCAGUCCCCCCAGGGUCUCGAUCCACUGCAUACUGCUCGUUCGACGGCAAAGGGCGCGUGGAACUCCGUCAAGGGGACUAUGUGACUGUCGAAGCCAGUCAGUAUCCGUUCCCCACGGUCGUCUCCGGCAAUGGCGAGUGGUUCCAGAGUGUGCAGCGCGCACUGCGAUGGAACACCCGCGGUGCUGUCCAGAAGAGUUGGUACCGUGAUCAAGGCGACCUCCCCGACGACGAUGACGACGAGGAAUGGGACAUUGACCCCGAUGCUGGGCUCACCGGCACCGACAGUGGAUUCGGACCGAGUGAAGACGGCGAGUCCGGCUCGGCCAGUCCGAUGAAACGCCAGAUGAGCCUGCUGAGCAUGUGA
This is a messenger RNA of Aspergillus terreus NIH2624, 1320 nucleotides long. Its product is annotated as putative NAD+ kinase Utr1. The transcript has 2 exons. Gene Ontology annotation, biological process: NAD+ metabolic process; NADP+ biosynthetic process. The record is from RefSeq and is a predicted model, not a curated record. Gene Ontology annotation, molecular function: NAD+ kinase activity. Bases 1 to 1320 code for a protein of 439 amino acids. Lineage: Eukaryota; Fungi; Ascomycota; Eurotiomycetes; Eurotiales; Aspergillaceae.